AUGAAAAACUGUGAAUACCAGCAAAUCGACCCACGGGGACUUUCAACACCCUCGUCAACGCAACCCUGUAACGUUACCGAAAAGAAUGUGCAGAGCAGGCCUCGAAGAAAAUGGGAAGUAUUUCCAGGGAAAAAUCGCUUUUAUUGCGAUGGACGGAUUAUUCUGGCCAGACAAAGUGGUAUCCUGCCUCUGACACUCGGCCUUAUCAUUGUCACAAGUGGCCUUUUCUUUGCAUUCGACUGCCCAUUCCUGGUGACUCACCUGACCAUCUGCAUACCUGUGAUUGGUGGAGCGUUGUUUGUGUUUGUGGUCACCUCCCUACUGCAGACCAGCUUUACAGACCCUGGCAUCCUGCCUAGGGCCCUGCCAAAUGAGGCUGCAGACAUUGAGAAGCAGAUAGACACCUCAGGUUCCUCCACGUACCGCCCCCCUCCACGCACUAAAGAAAUCCUCAUUAACCAGCAGGUGGUGAAGCUUAAGUAUUGCUUCACCUGCAAGAUGUUCCGCCCUCCUCGGACCUCACACUGCAGUAUGUGUGACAACUGUGUGGAGCGGUUCGAUCACCAUUGCCCGUGGGUGGGGAACUGUGUGGGCAAGCGCAACUACCGCUUCUUCUACAGCUUCAUAGUCUCUCUCUCCUUCCACACCUCCUUCAUCUUCGGUUGUGUCGUCACACACCUCAUGCUGCGAUCCCAAGGAGGGAAUGGCUUAGUCCUGGCCUUACAGGAGAGUCCUGCCAGUGUGGUUGAGCUAGUUAUUUGCUUCUUCUCCAUCUGGUCUAUUCUGGGUCUCUCAGGUUUCCAUACAUACUUGGUGGCCUUCAACCUCACAACAAAUUAA
This is a messenger RNA of Coregonus sp. 'balchen', 840 nucleotides long. NCBI's taxonomy places the organism in Eukaryota, Metazoa, Chordata, Actinopteri, Salmoniformes, Salmonidae. The record is from the annotation of a GenBank genome assembly.